GGCCGGCAGGGGAGAGAGGGGCGCGGGCGGGGGAGGGCGACCCCAGCCCCUACGGGUGGGUCCCCCUGGUGGCCAUGAUGCUGUUCCUCGUCGGGUCAUCCUUCGGCGUGAAUCCCGUGCCUCAUAUUCUGGCCAACGAGUACUUCCCGACGUGGGUUCGGUCCCAGGCGAGCAGCAUAUGCAUUUCUAUAAGUACGAUGGCCAGUUUCGUGGCGCUGCAAGUCUACACUCCGAUGCAGGACGGACUCACGCAAGCUGGGAUGUAUGGAUUCUACGCCGCUGUGUGUGCGAUUGGAAUCCCUUAUACUUACUUCUUCAAGGGAAACGAAGGGGGAGCAGAUAGGAUAGGGGAUCAGAAGGGAAACGAAAGGGGGAGCAGAUAGGAUAGGGGGAUCAUA
Molecule: messenger RNA, 398 nt
Organism: Penaeus vannamei (Pacific white shrimp)
Lineage: Eukaryota; Metazoa; Arthropoda; Malacostraca; Decapoda; Penaeidae
Source: RefSeq, a predicted model, not a curated record